AUAAACAAUAAACAUGCCACUGGCGCGUGAUAGGCAUCAGCUUUGAUAGCGAAUGCGAGGGGUUUAAAAGCUAUGAAUAUUAAUGAUUUUAAAUUAUCCAAUCAGAAAAGUGGUUUCUGGGCAAUUUACCGUUUGUUGCAUAUUCGUAUCAUGUUUCUACGCAAAGUUAUAGUCCCUCGAAGUUAAAGCAUUUUUUCUCAUUUAAUACACAUUUUUUUCAAAUGCAACACAUAUAUUCAUAAAAUUUAAGUUCUAAAUUUUAUUUUGAUACCAAAAUCAGCUUUCGGAAAUGAAAAUUACCCGGUCGCAUGUGCUGACGAAAAAUGCAGUUUUUGAAACUUCCCGAGGUCACGCACUCUGACCUACGAGCGGCCAUUUUGAUUUCGCUUGUUUACCGACAUCGUAUAGAAAAAUGACCAAUAAAGUUGGAAAAUUAAACAUUUUCGUAUCUCAAACAAAUAAAAAAGACAUUGUUAUUGAUAAAGAAAUAUGUUUGAUUCAGCAUGGCUGACAAAUACCCUGGUCCAUUUUGUGAGCUUCACAAUAUAACUAAAUCUGAUUUACAACAAGGACACAUAACUAAACCUGCCCAACCAUUGUUAAAUGGCAUAGUUAUUGAAAUCAGUCAUUACUUAGUAACAUUGGGACACAAUUCAAAUGAUUUAUACAACAUCUUAGUACAAUUAGAUCCUCUGUUACAAUCUGUGUCAGUGAAAAGUCUGAAGGUUAAAGUUACACGGAUAUGUGAACAAAAGAAGAAAUUAUCUCAUAAGAAAAAGGUGAUUGGUGUGAAAAAUGUCAGUGACUUAUUAAAUGCGACCUUUAGUCCGCCCACUGUGAAAGUUGUUGGAGAAAUUCAAUCUCUUGCAUCAGUUAAUGACAAUUCUGACCUGAAUUUAAACAAAACAAUUGAAAAAAUUGAGAAAAUAUCUGUGAGUGACAAACUAUCAUGCAAAACAGUGUCUACCCAGACAGGUGCCUCGGAUAAUAACAAUUUGAGUAAGGCAACAAACUUACUUCAGUAUGAAAAUUCUAAGCUACAAAAGCAAAGCAUAUCAAUAUCUAAGAAAAUACAAGAGCAGAAAGAUCAAUUGAAUGAGAUUGAGAGAAGAAUUGGCCAUUUUUCAGUGCGAAAUAUUAACAAGAGAGACGAAACUCAAAAAAAAAUCUUCAUGCAUUGCGUAAUGCACAAAGAUUAGUUCUAAAGCAAGACAGACAGCUUGCAUACACAAAAGAAAAACUUAAAAAUGCUGAACUGCAAUGUGAAAAUAUUGAAAAAGACAGUUUUCUGAUGUAUAUUUCUAAUGUCGAACUGUAUGAAUGUGUUGAACUGUUUAUUGACUCCAACAAGUACAUUGUGAAAAUUGUAUUUAUUAUUAAUAAUUGUGUAAAUACAUGUAGUAAUUAAGUGUAUAUUUCAAAAUCAAAUGAUAUGCAUUUUUUUCAGCAAGUAAAUAUGACAGUAGAUUUCAGUGUAUUUUUAU
Molecule: messenger RNA, 1484 nt
Organism: Ruditapes philippinarum (Manila clam)
Lineage: Eukaryota; Metazoa; Mollusca; Bivalvia; Venerida; Veneridae
Exons: 2
Coding region: 504-1199 (231 amino acids)
Source: RefSeq, a predicted model, not a curated record